ACAUUCUGAGACCUCUUCAAAGGAAACUCUAAUUGAAGAGAAAAGUCCAAAGACCAAGUGCCAGUCCAGCGUCGCUGGGGCUGCUGACAUUGACAACACCAAUGAGGAGGAUUCAGAGGAGUCUCUGAAUAACAAUGUGGUGGACGUUCAGGUUGAGUCGCUGGCCCUGGUCAGUGUGGAGAAAGACGCUGCUGGAGAUGGAAAGGUCCUCAGCAAGGUGGUGAAGCCCAAAGGGUGUCUGAAGGAGAGCUGCAAAGAUCAGCUAACCCCAACAAUCUAUGAUAUGAUUACGGAACUACCAAAGGUAAGGAACAAGAAGCCUGUUUCGGAAAUGAAAGGUCAAGUGUCUUUGCAAAUUGGGUGUGUCAGAGAUGUCUCAAGCGGGACAAUUAUACAAAUAAGCUGCUAUAAUCUUUGACUUUGGAUGUCUGUGGUAUGUUUUGUGAAAAAGGACAGAUAUCUGUUUUGUUCUGACUCUUUCAUUGCUCUGCAUUGUCUGCUUAGUCCUAUUUCGGAUCCACUGAGAGCCUUCCUGAGAUGUGUCUCAGAGGUCCAAAGGUGUGCAGUGGAGUGCCUGAUGUGUCAAAUGCAGUGGGAGAGGUGUCCAGUGACACAAUGACGACUGAAGCUGCUGAAGACCUUCUGGACACUGGAAAUGUCCUGAGAAAGGUGGUGCAGCUAUCCACCGAGAGCCAUGCUGAGGUGUGCAAUGGAGAGGCUGAGCUGUGCAGAGGUCCUGAGGUGUGCAGCAGAGGUCCUGAGAUGUGCAGUGGAGGUCCUGAGGUGUCAAACCCAGUGGAAGAGGUGUCCAGUGAUACAAAGACAGAGGCUGUUGAAGAACUUCGGGACACUGAAAAUGUCCUCAGCAAGGUGGUGAAAUCCAAAGGGUGGCUGAAGGAGGGCUGGGAAGAUCAGCUGACCAAAGACUUCAAUGAUAUGAUUGCAAGACUCCCAAAGUCCUAUUUUGGAUCCAACGAGAGCCUUCCUGAGGUGUGCAGUGGAGUGCCCGAGGUGUCGAACGCAGCGAAAGUGGUGCGCAGUGGCACAAAGAAGCAGAAGAAAAAUGGCGUUCUACGAUGCUUCCGACGUGUGUGGAAGUUCUUCACAUGCACCAACAGCCUCCCAAAAGAGGAGUGACUCAAGCACACACAACUCCGGGCCACACUUUCUCCACCAUCUCCCCCUUUCCUUCC
Molecule: messenger RNA, 1193 nt
Organism: Oncorhynchus mykiss (rainbow trout)
Lineage: Eukaryota; Metazoa; Chordata; Actinopteri; Salmoniformes; Salmonidae
Source: RefSeq, a predicted model, not a curated record